AUGUUUUCCAAGAAAAUAGAUCUAAAGCCUUCAGCUUCAGCGUCGAGACAAGCCUUGCCUUUCCGUCUCUUCCUAGCGCUCGUCGUAUCCCAGAAUACCUUCCGAGCGGCUGCGCAAACCGUCGACAACGACGAGCGGAGCGGGUCGCAUCUCAGCACGCGGGCAGCGUCUGGCAUUCUUCUAGCCAUCCUCGGGCUGUGCUUCAUCCUCGCGCUCGGCAUGUGCUUCGCCAUCCGCCGAAAGCGGCGGCAGCGCCUGGCAUCGCCCGCCCCGCCCGUAUACGUCUCCCCGGGAUGGGGAGGGCCACCGCGCCCGCGGGUGGUGCUAUCAUCGCAGCUCUCCGCGCGCCACGGCGGCGCCGAGGACGAUGUAGGUUCGCGAUACUGGUACCAGGGGUUUAGGCCGCCUUCGAUGCUUUUCACCGUUGAUAGCGCGGCAUAUUUAAGGGUUCCUCGUACUCGUCCCGGAUCCGAAGACUCCGCCUCCUCCACCACCGGCGUACACGAAGUCCUCGCGCUCUGUGUCGAGGCGCAGCGUCCUGUGACGGGACGCAGUCGGGGCAGGAGGAUCGCGGGUGGAGUCAUCGCAGGAAUUGUCGUCGCCAUCGUAGUGGGACUGCUCCUCUGCUGUCUCCUUGUGUGCUUGUGCGUACGGAGGCGGCGAAAAAGCCGCGCUGGGUCCACCGGUGCACCCAUAGCGGGCGGUCCCAUGGGAGGCGGCGGAUUCUUUGGUAGGAAAGGCAGAAACGCGGGCGUGCAGCAACAACCCAUGUACCAAGCCGGCCAUGCCAUCGGGGGUCUUGUGAGUGAACCUUCUUCGUCUUCCGGUAGUAUUGGGUAUCGAACUACGUCGCAGCACACCAAUAACAAUCAGAGCUACGGAGCGAUGACCUAUUGGCCAACCACCGCAAGCCCACAUGGCGGUAAGCUUGAUCUCCGCCUAGCAUCACAGCGGCGAAGCUGA
This is a messenger RNA of Pleurotus ostreatus (oyster mushroom), 963 nucleotides long. RefSeq lists its product as uncharacterized. The transcript is spliced from 6 exons. The record is from RefSeq and is a predicted model, not a curated record. The coding region runs from base 1 to 963 and encodes 320 amino acids. NCBI's taxonomy places the organism in Eukaryota, Fungi, Basidiomycota, Agaricomycetes, Agaricales, Pleurotaceae.